GCCCAGACAAGGAUGUAUGUGUGGGUUCAGCAGCCCACAGCACUUGUGCUCCUGGGACUCACAUUUGGAGCUGCAGCCAGGCUCAACUGUGUUGAAGAUACCUACCCUAGUGGUCACAGGUGCUGCCAUGAGUGCCAGCCAGGCAAUGGUAUGGUGAGCCGCUGUGAUGACACCAGGGACACUGUAUGCCACCCAUGUGAACCUGGCUUCUACAACGAGGCAGUCAAUUAUGAAAACUGCAAGCAGUGUACACAGUGCAACCAACGAAGUGGGAGUGAGCUCAAGCAGAACUGUACACCUACUCAGGAUACUGUCUGUCAAUGCAGACCAGGCACCCAACCCCGGCAAGACAACAGCCACAAGCUUGGAGUUGACUGUGUUCCCUGCCCUCCUGGCCACUUUUCUCCAGGCAACAACCAGGCCUGUAAGCCCUGGACCAAUUGUACCUUAUCUGGGAAGCAGACCCGGCACCCAGCCAGUGCCAGUUUGGACACAGUCUGUGAAGACAGAAGCCUCCCAGCCACACUGCUUUGGGAGACCCAGGGCCCUACGUUCAGGCAGACCACUGUCCAAUCUACCACACUCUUGCCCAGGACUUCUCAGUCGCCUUCUACACCCACCCUGGUGACUCCUAGGGGCCCUGCAUUUGCUGGUUUCCUAGGCCUAGGCUUGGGCCUAGGCCUGCUGGCUCCCCUGACUAUUCUGCUGGCCUUGUACCUGCUCCGAAGGGCUUGGAGAUUGCCCGAUACUCGCAAACCCUAUUGGGGAAACAGCUUCAGGAUCCCUAUCCAGGAGGAACAGGCUGACACACACUUUACUCUGGCCAAGAUCUGAACAGUACCUCAGGAGUGGGUUUUAUGGAGCAUGGGUAACCCAUGUCCUGGUGCCUGCCAGUACCAUCCACACCGUUCUAGGUGCUGGGCUGGCUCUGGGCUCUCCUAUGUAUGCUAUGCAUACUACCUGCCUGGUGGUACCACCAAUAAACACACUAGCAACUGUGA
This is a messenger RNA of Phodopus roborovskii (desert hamster), 1001 nucleotides long. RefSeq names its product TNF receptor superfamily member 4 (gene Tnfrsf4). The transcript is spliced from 7 exons. Lineage: Eukaryota; Metazoa; Chordata; Mammalia; Rodentia; Cricetidae. Gene Ontology annotation, biological process: inflammatory response. Gene Ontology annotation, molecular function: protein binding; tumor necrosis factor receptor activity. The coding region runs from base 13 to 834 and encodes 273 amino acids. The record is from RefSeq and is a predicted model, not a curated record.